AUGGAUACUCAGCUUCGCAGUGCAGUUCUAUUGGAAUGGAAAAACUUGACCGUUAGUGUGCGCCCCACGGGAAACUCUAGCCAAACGGAAUGGACCGGAAGACCGGGACAUCAACAGCGAAAGGAAACUGUCAUCCUUCGAAACGCAAACGGUGCUGUUAGAUCGGACAAUUUGGUAGCCAUUAUGGGACCAAGUGGUGCGGGUAAGACGACCCUGCUGGCCGCCAUUUCGAUGCGCAUAACGGGCGCUACCACCGUGCACGGUAAGGUCCUUAUCAACGGGCUGUAUGUGACCAGGACGCAGAUGAAGCAGCUGACCGGGUUCGUGCCGCAGUACGACAUCGCGCUAAAAUCCCUCACGGUCGCCGAGCAUCUAAGUUUUGCGGCGAAGCUGAAAAACGUCGGCUACGUUGGGGCGAUGCGCAUUGCAAACGAGCUCGGUCUGCAGGGUUGUCUGAGCACGCGCAUCGCGCAUCUGUCGGGGGGUGAGCGGAAGAAGGUAAAUCUGGCCGGCGAGCUCCUGACCGAGCCGCAGAUUUUGUUCUGUGACGAGCCGACCACCGGUCUCGACAGCUACAAUGCGGCAUCGGUAAUGAAAACGCUCCAAUCGCUGGUGGAAAAUGGACGUCGAGCGGUCGUCUGUACGAUCCACGAUCCACCAUCGCAGGUGUUCCAGCGCUUCAGCGACGUCAUCCUGAUGCAGGACGGUGGAUCCGUGCUCUAUCAGGGUCCCACCGCCGAUCGAGUAGUGUUUUUUAAUUCCAUUGGAAAGGUACUCCCAGUGACGGGGAAUCCCGCGGACUACUACUUUCAACUAGUCAGCCCCGGGGCAAGCGUUUCGCCGGCUAGCGAAGCCGAGGAAGCCAUCCAUCGCCACGAAACGAUCCGUAAGGCGUGCCGGGAAAAUAUCGCCCGCAAGUGCCUUACGACGCGGUAUCAUCAGGCGAUGAUUAUCCAGAAGUUGACCAACGAUAAGCAUCGUGUCUGUCGUGCACGCCAGCUGACCAUACUACUCCAUCGAACGGCCCUCACUAGUAUUCGGAACUUCAGAGAGUACCUCACGGUGACAGCUAUAUUCAUGUUUACGAGUGUCGUGAUUGCAUCCCUGUAUUACGAAGUGCGCCCUCUCACGCAGACUUCCAUCCAGGAUAUCCGAGGGGCGCUAUUUCUGAUGAUCAGCGAACUCGUCUACACGACCAGCUACGGCGUUUUCUACACGUUUCCGGCCGAAAUGCCCCUCAUUCGGCGCGAGAUCGGCGAGAAGACGUACAACCUGUCGGUAUACUACGCGCACAAAGUCCUCUACAGCAUCCCGCGAGCCUUUUUCGAGUCAUUUCUCUUCAUCGGUGUAAUCUACGCGUCCGUCGGCUUCACCACCGACUUCCUUACGUACUGCUCUAUGUCGCUCGUCACCGGAGCAGCGAGUGUCCUCGCCAUGGCCUACGGGUAUCUCCUCUCGUGCACCUCCGGCUCGACGAAUAUGGCCAUCGAGAUCAGCAACAUCGUGUUCCUGGCGUUCAUGCUGCUUGGUGGCCUGUACCUGAACGUGAACGCGUUCCCGAUGCUCAAGUAUCUGUCGUGUUUCUUCUUCGCCAGCGAAGGAGUCUCUGUCUACUACUGGCUGUCGAUCGGUUCGAUACCGUGCGACUCCGACCAGCGGAGAGGUAACGAAACGGUCACCUGCCUGCCCACCGGGAUAGCCGUCCUGGAGGAUGCCGGAUAUGCCACGUCGUACGAGGCACUCGAGCUGAACUAUCUCGUCAUGGCGGUACAGAUCGUGCUGGUCCACUUACUAGCGUACGUUCUGCUCAGGAGGUUCGUUCGUAAGGCUGGAUUCUACUGAUCGA
This is a messenger RNA of Anopheles coustani, 1846 nucleotides long. Its product is annotated as protein brown. The coding region runs from base 1 to 1842 and encodes 613 amino acids. NCBI's taxonomy places the organism in Eukaryota, Metazoa, Arthropoda, Insecta, Diptera, Culicidae. Gene Ontology annotation, molecular function: ABC-type transporter activity; ATP hydrolysis activity; ATP binding. The transcript has 7 exons. The record is from RefSeq and is a predicted model, not a curated record. Gene Ontology annotation, cellular component: plasma membrane.